GCCAGCUGCUGGGAUGAUGCUGAGCGGAACUGUUUUUCAGUUAGCAAAAGUUGUGGAGUUAUUCACAGACAGUUGUAAAUGCUGCCCAACUGAAAGGUUGCAUAUUGCUUAGCUUUCUUAUUUCUUUUAAAGAUCAAGAUUUGCAGAACUGGAUCUCAGCUAGCUAUGCAUUUCCUUGCUUUCACUGCUGUUUAGAAAUGGACUGAAAACCUUCUCAAGGAUUUUUUAUUCCAUGAAAGGAAACAUUCAGGGAAAAAAAAGAAAGACAGAGCUGUCUUGUUGCUGUUACACAGACUGUAACCAUGGACGUGCAUAAACAACUUGAGAACACCGAGAGGAACUGGAAUAAAGAGAAGAUGGAACUGCUGGAAAAAUUUGACAAUGAGAGGAAAGAAUGGGAAUGUCAAUGGAAAGUUAUGCAGAAGAAAAUUGAAGAGCUUUACCAGGAGGUAAAACUUAGAAGAGAGAACAAUAUGAAUGUCCACGACAACAAGGCUAUUCAGAGCAAGAUGCUGCAGCUGUCCAUGCAUUCUCCUACUUCAGAAAAGAGUGACACAGUGGAACUGAACUAUCAACACAAUGUGGUAAAUGAUGGGAUGGAAAGAGGGAGUUUGCUGAGUAAAAGAGGACCUGAAUGCAAAGAAAUCAGAGCCAAGAGAAAAAACGAUACCUUGUUAAUGAACAGUCUGGCCUUUGAGAACCAUGAGGAACUUGAAGACAGCCUCAGCAUCAAAAAUUCCAAGAAAAAUGCCAAGAGCUAUAUUGGUGAUCUCAAUGUGGCUCUUAAAGAACUUGCCAGAGUUAGUGAAGAAUUAUGCAGCUAUCAAGAGGAAAUUCGGAAGAAGUCUAACCACAGAAGAAUGAAAUCAGUUCCUUUCCUGGGGGAGUUUGAAGAAACCCAAAACACGGUUAUUCUGCCUGAGAUGAACCAUCUGUCCAACAAUGAAUCACAGUCUUCAGUUGCAUUUGUAACAGAGGAGCAUAAUAAUAGGAAGAAUCUGAUGAGCUCCACCAAGGUUUUGAAGGAUAUGUCUUACAGUAGUCUUACUGGCAACAGAGGAGAGGUUUUCAGACCUUGGCAACAGAAAGAAGCUCCACCAGUUCCUCCACGAAGCACUUCUCGGCACUUAACAAACUCACUUUCUACGGUUGUACAGCUUUCUGAAGCACCAAUGAGAGAUCCAGGCAUCAAAAGCAAUUGCAAGGUUCAGGACAGUAGGAGUGGAAGGAAAUUGACAAAUCCUUCAUCUAUCAAACAAAAUGAAACUGCAAUGGCCUAUGCAAAUGAGGAGCAGGCUGGGAAAGGUCCUGUGGUGGUAACUGCUGCAAUACCUGUAACCAAAAAUGAGUGCAUUGUGACAAGUUUCUGCCACAAUACAUGGGCAUACGAUGUUGGUAAAGACAGUAAAAAUGAGCCUUCCCCACUGUCAGCCCAGAAGAGUUGUUCAGAUGGAAAUAUGGCUCAUAGUAACAGAAUGCACCAGAAACAAAAUUCCAAGUCUCAUUGCAGUCCUUAUUACAGCAACGACUUUUAUGCCCCUGCUGCCCUGCACAAUGAUCUUUUGGGAGACUCCAGUUGUACUUUGGGAAAGACUCAGAGAAAUGAAACUUUAGCAGCAAAGAUUGAUGAGUUUAACCGGACUGUAUUUCACACAGAUAAACGUAACAAUACUUCACAAGAAAACCAGGUGAUUCGAACAGCAUUAGAUCACAAACCCUGCAGCCCACAGAGUGACUCUGCUAUUAGCAGGACAGAAACGGUAGAUACAUCUUGUGUUUCAAAUCCCAAAUUCUCUGCAGCAAAAGAACAAGAAACUAGCAACCCCAGCAAAGUUGUCAGAACAGUAGGACAACAAAAGCAAGUAAAUGAACCUUCAAAUACUAGUGGUUACAGGCACAUGCUUCAUGAGCAUGACUGGAGACCGAGUAAUUUAUCCGGUCGCCCGCGUUCAGCUGACUCAAGAUCAAACUAUGGUGUUGUUGAAAAGCUUUUGAAAAACUAUGAAAAAUCUGCAGUGAUUUCUCCAUGUAAUGCAAAAUACUGCAAAGAUAAGUGGGCAUGGCCAAACUCUGAAUCCACUGAUGGAGGUUGUGAGACACUGAAUCAGUGUUUAGAAAUGCUUCCAAGUGAGCAAGGAAAACAGGAAUUUCUGAGGAAUUCAGCCAGGCAUAUUGGGCAGCAACUGAAGCAAGGAAAGGAGAGACAGAAGUUACCAGAGAUAUCUGUGCCAGCUAAAUGUUCAAAUGGGAAGGGUUUCUCACGGCCAGCCCGACCUGCAAAUAGACGUCUACCUUCCAGAUGGGCAUCCAGAUCACCAUCAGCACCUCCAGCUGUGAGAAGGACAGCGUACAACUGGUCUGUCUCCUUUCGGUCGGAGACCUCAGUAGUUUGAACCCAGAAAUGGGUUGGAUGGUGUUGUGAAAGCUCUGCACCUCAUUAUAACUGUGUUCGGUAUGUGUUGUAGCAACCAGAUCUACACUGUCCUAUCUUGUUCAAGAAUGACUCCAUCACAUGCUGGACAAAAUGUUUUGAAUCUUAGGUCAUCAUCAUGGUCUUCAGUGUUUUUAUUGAGAGGAAACAAUGAUACCCCCGGUUUCUCCUGUUUUGUUUUUUUUGUUGUUGUUGUUUUGUUUUGAAUACUAGCUCACAGAGAAUUUAUUUUGAGUGGCAUCUUUCUUACUUCGCCAAUCAAUUUUGAGUUGAAACAGUGUAUAGUGCUGUAUAUUCUGACUCUUCUGCAAACAGCAGAACAUAAAGCUGUAUGCAUGAUCAUGUGUUUGUAAGUGCAUGUGUUGGACUAAGAAGUAUACAGGUCUGUACUUAGAAGAGACAAACUGUGCUAGUGUUGCCAUUGAAAUUACAACCUAUAUGCCAACAUAUAUAUAUAUACUUUGUGUUUAUUAUAAAAGUUUGAAAUAUA
Messenger RNA from Lagopus leucura (white-tailed ptarmigan), 2921 nucleotides. RefSeq names its product KIAA0408 ortholog. The coding region runs from base 303 to 2393 and encodes 696 amino acids. The transcript is spliced from 6 exons. NCBI's taxonomy places the organism in Eukaryota, Metazoa, Chordata, Aves, Galliformes, Phasianidae. The record is from RefSeq and is a predicted model, not a curated record.